AUGAAAGAAAAUUGUGACUGUACUUGUAAAAUUUAUUUAAAAAAUAAAAAGAAGGAAGAAAAAAUUAAAAGUGGAGAAAAUGAAGAAGAAGGUGGUAGUAGUGAAGAAGAAACAAGUAGUGAAGGGGAAAAUAGUGAAGAAGAAAGUAGUUUAGAAGAGGCGAAAGAGAGUGAAGACGAUAAAGAUAUAAUUAAGAAAACUGAAUGUAGCGAUAAAAGCUUUCGAUGUGAACGUUGGGCCAAACGCGGAUUUUGUGAAAAUCGUCUAUUUAAUAAUGACUUAAAGAAACGUAUUUGUGCUAAUUCAUGCAAUCUUUGUUAA
Messenger RNA from Meloidogyne enterolobii, 321 nucleotides. The record is from the annotation of a GenBank genome assembly. Lineage: Eukaryota; Metazoa; Nematoda; Chromadorea; Rhabditida; Meloidogynidae.